Chlorella variabilis is the source of this 822-nucleotide messenger RNA. RefSeq lists its product as hypothetical. The record is from RefSeq and is a predicted model, not a curated record. The coding region runs from base 1 to 822 and encodes 273 amino acids. The transcript is spliced from 6 exons. NCBI's taxonomy places the organism in Eukaryota, Viridiplantae, Chlorophyta, Trebouxiophyceae, Chlorellales, Chlorellaceae. Gene Ontology annotation, molecular function: SNARE binding. Gene Ontology annotation, cellular component: endosome; lytic vacuole. Gene Ontology annotation, biological process: SNARE complex assembly.
AUGGUGGCGGCAGGCAGCGCCGCUAAGGAGCUCUGGGCGCUGGACUUUGAUGGCGUGACCUGCGACUCGGUGGGCGAGUCCUCGCUGAGCGCCUUCAAGGCUGCUGCCAAGCUGUGGCCAGAGGUGUUUCAGACGCCAGAGGCGGAGGCCCGCAAGGAGGAGCUCGUGGAGAAGAUGCGGGUGGUGCGGCCGGUGGUGGAGACGGGGUACGAAAAUAUUGUGCAGAUCCGGUGCCUGCUGGAGGGGGUGGACCCCACCGACAUGCUGCAGCGCUGGCACGACAUGCUGCCAGAGUACAUGCAGCGCUGGCAGCUGGACCGCGUCGAGCUUGUGCACCUGUUUGGCAGCACGCGGGACGAGUGGAUGGCGGCGGACCUGGAGGGCUGGCUGGCCCCCAACCGCAUCUACCCGGGGGUGGCGGAGGCGGUGCGGGCGCUGAUGCAGCAGCACGAGGUGUACAUCGUCACCACCAAGCAGGCCCGCUUCACCGAGGCCAUCCUGCGCCAGAUGGCGGGCAUCUCCUUCCCCCCGGACCGCAUCUUCUCCCAGACGGUGUCGGGGCAGCCCAAGAGCGAGGUGCUGGAGAUGCUGGCGGCCCGCCACCCGCAUGCGCCCAGCCUGCACUUUGUGGAGGACAAGAUGUCCACGCUGGAGAAGGUGGCCAAGCUGCCCAGCCUGGAGCAGUACCACCUGUACCUGGUGGACUGGGGCUACAACACCCAGCAGGAGAGGCGGCGGGCGGCGGCCAACGAGCGCAUCGCGGUGGUCGACAUCCAGCAGUUCAUGCGGCUGGCGGGAGCUGCGGAGAGUGCCACGGCAUGA